CUCUCUCUCUCUCUCUCUCUCUCUGUGAUGCUGCAGCUCCCGUAGUCUCUCCAGUCUCCAGUAAACAGCAGUCAUGGCGACAGUGGUCCAACCGCUCUCUCUGGAUCGAGAUGUUGCCAGGGCUAUCGAGCUGCUGGAGAAGCUGCAGGAAUCGGGGGACGUGCCGGGUCACAAGCUGCAAUCUCUGAAGAAGGUCCUUCAGAGUGAGUUCUGCACGGCCAUCAGAGAGGUUUACCAGUACAUGCAUGAAACCAUCACAGUGAAUGGCUGCCCAGAGUACCAGGCGCGGGCCACAGCUAAGGCAACAGUCGCAGCCUUCGCAGCCAGUGAAGGUCAUUCCCACCCGCGGGUGGUGGAGCUACCGAAGACGGAGGAAGGGCUGGGCUUCAACGUGAUGGGUGGCAAAGAGCAGAACUCACCCAUCUACAUCUCUAGGAUCAUCCCCGGAGGAGUGGCUGAGAGGCACGGCGGGCUAAAGCGAGGGGAUCAGCUCCUCUCCGUCAAUGGAGUGAGUGUGGAGGGCGAGCACCACGAGAAAGCGGUGGAGUUGCUGAAGGCGGCCAAGGACAGUGUGAAGCUGGUGGUCCGCUACACCCCCAAAGUGCUGGAGGAGAUGGAGGCCCGCUUUGAGAAGCUCCGUACAGCCCGGCGACGCCAGCAGCAGCAGAUCCUCAUGCAGCAGCAGCAGCAGAACGCGGCCUCGCAGAACCACAUGUCGUAGGUGAGGCGCUUCAUUGCUUUAAGGGUGAGGGGUGGUGACGAGGGGUGGGAGACACCAGAAACACAAGGUAAGGACAAGGACUAUGGGAAGUAAUAGCCUGACACAUUAAAAGGUAGGGACACAUUCUGUAAAAUGUUGAGAAUUAGAUGACAUGCCAGGGAGGAAAUGCUAAUUAUGAAGCUAAAGUGAACAGGUGGUUAGCUUAGCCUAGCAUAAAGACUGGAAGCAGAGGAAACGGGAUAGCUCUGUUCAAAUAGAAAGGUGGGUUUUGCCAUGAUAUAGUUACAGCAAGGAAAUCCCUUUAAAUCCAUUCAAAAACAAAAGUGUGCUCAGUGAGAUUUUGAGUUUGUUGCUAGUCUUGUGGCUGUUUUAGUUUCAAGGUGCCCCAGAUGUUUCCUGUCGGAAAGUCCUACAGGCAGACACAUUAGCAUAUAUAAAAAUAUUUUUAAAUAUUCAAUA
Messenger RNA from Notothenia coriiceps (black rockcod), 1180 nucleotides. RefSeq names its product lin-7 homolog A (C. elegans) (gene lin7a). Lineage: Eukaryota; Metazoa; Chordata; Actinopteri; Perciformes; Nototheniidae. The coding region runs from base 74 to 721 and encodes 215 amino acids. The record is from RefSeq and is a predicted model, not a curated record. The transcript is spliced from 5 exons. Gene Ontology annotation, molecular function: protein binding.